UGACAUACAGCUACAAUUUAAUAAAACUGCCGCUCGCUACUUCAUCCCACCACGUAUCCAAUACGAGCGAGCGUGGGGCGGACAUCGCUAUCUGCAGCGCCCACGCGCAGCGCCAUCCUGCGAUAAAUAUAGCGCGGGACACACCACGCAGCGCACGCUCUAUUUGUGAACGCUUUACUACGUACUGUCGAUGCUUUACACGUAAGCAUCUGCUCAGUGCUCCUGUAUACGGCUUAUUAACUCGUCCACCGAGAGGGCAGACGGAGUGUGUGGCAAUGGCACGCGGCGCCCGAGCGUGGGCGCGCGUCGUUGCCGCGCUGCUGCUGCUGCUGGGCGCCGCGCUGCUGCCCGCGCCCGCGCCCGCGCCGCUCACCACGCGCGCCUCGUUCCCGCGCACGCGGCCGCGCGCGCUGGCGCGCCUGCUGGCCGACUUCAGCGCGCACGCGCGCCUCUACCCCCAGCUCGGCGAGUGGACGGUGGAGGAGGAGAGCGGCAACUACUCGGCGUGGCGCUACUCGGUGGCGUACCGCUGCGGCGCGCGCUGCGCCGGGCGCGCGGCCGUGCUGGCGCUGGACGAGCACGCGGCCGCGCCGCGCCACGCGCCGCCGCCGCGCUACCGCGUGCUGGUCGCGCACCGCUCCUGCACGCACGUGCCCUUACUUGGCUGGCCUCUCUUUUGUGAAUGGUGGGAGACAGAGACGGUUGUAGAGGAGGGCGCGGGGGGCGCGCAGCUGUGGGAGCGCGCGGCGGGCUCGUGCGGCGCGCUGCAGCGCAUGCGCGGCUGCGCGGCGCGGCUGCGGGCGCAGCGCGACGACCACCUGCGGCGGCUGCGGGCGCUGCUGGCCGAGGGCCGCGGUGCCGCCUGAUUGGCGGCAAUAACAUUCCUUACAAAUUAUUCAAUACAUCCACUUUCAUUAC
Pectinophora gossypiella (pink bollworm) is the source of this 918-nucleotide messenger RNA. RefSeq lists its product as uncharacterized. The transcript is spliced from 5 exons. The record is from RefSeq and is a predicted model, not a curated record. The coding region runs from base 276 to 866 and encodes 196 amino acids. NCBI's taxonomy places the organism in Eukaryota, Metazoa, Arthropoda, Insecta, Lepidoptera, Gelechiidae.